Lacerta agilis (Sand lizard) is the source of this 686-nucleotide messenger RNA. RefSeq names its product tubulin polymerization-promoting protein family member 2-like. The coding region runs from base 101 to 607 and encodes 168 amino acids. The record is from RefSeq and is a predicted model, not a curated record. Gene Ontology annotation, molecular function: tubulin binding. Lineage: Eukaryota; Metazoa; Chordata; Lepidosauria; Squamata; Lacertidae. The transcript has 3 exons. Gene Ontology annotation, biological process: microtubule polymerization; positive regulation of protein polymerization; microtubule bundle formation. Gene Ontology annotation, cellular component: microtubule.
AAGGUAUAGUUCUUCCACCAGCAAUAUAGAGCCAGCAAUAAGUGUGGACCUCUAAACACCCCACUGUCUUCAACCCCCUUCCUCUGCAGUUGUUGGGAACAUGUCGGAGCUGGAAAAAACUUUCCGCAGAUUUGCCGUGUACGGGGAAACGAACAGUAGCGGCAAUGAAAUAACGGGCAAGAACUUCUCCAAGAUGUUGAAGGAGUGUGGUGUGAUGGACGGGAAGCUUGUUACCAGCACUGACGUGGACAUUGUCUUCAACAAAGUCAAGACCAAAGGGGCCCGCAACAUGAACUACAUUGAGUUCCAGCAAGCCAUUAAGGAGCUGAGUGGAAAGCGCUUCCAGGGAAAGUCCCCAGAAGAGGCUUUAUUGGCCGCAUACUAUCUGAUGGAGGGCAAAGAACCAGGCAGCACGGGAACAAAAUCGACCGCGGCUAGUGUUGUGGAGAGGCUGACAGACACCAGCAAAUACACAGGCUCCCACAAGGAACGGUUCGAUGAAACUGGCAAGGGCAAAGGGCUGGCUGGACGUACGGACCCGGUUGAAAGCCCCACCGGCUAUGUCGCUAACUACAAGGGGGCUGGAACCUACGACAAGUACCACUAGAUGUGGGGCACAGCCUUCUGAAAACCCUGCCUGUUCCCACUGCCUUGGAAGGGGAGGGCAAUAAACAUCUGCUCUGAUA